Molecule: messenger RNA, 3021 nt
Organism: Lemur catta (Ring-tailed lemur)
Lineage: Eukaryota; Metazoa; Chordata; Mammalia; Primates; Lemuridae
Gene: PINK1
Product: PTEN induced kinase 1
Exons: 8
Coding region: 81-1826 (581 amino acids)
Biological process (GO): regulation of apoptotic process; protein phosphorylation; autophagy of mitochondrion
Cellular component (GO): mitochondrion
Molecular function (GO): protein serine/threonine kinase activity; ATP binding
Source: RefSeq, a predicted model, not a curated record
GCCGCCCCCGAACUUUGUUGUGACCAGCGUCCCGGACGCCAGCGGCGGCUGCGGCCGCAGGACGGGGCCGCGGCGCUACCAUGGCGGUGCGACAGGCGCUGGGCCGGGGCCUGCAGCUGGGUCGGGCGCUGCUGCUGCGCUUCACGGCCAAGCCUGGCCCGGCCUACGGCUGGGGGCGGCCCGGCCCGGCGGCGGGCUGGGGCCGCGGAGAGCGCCGGGGCUGGGCCGCAGGAGCCGGGGCGGAGCCGCGCAGGGCCGGGCUCGGGCUCCCCGACCGCUACCGCUUUUUCCGCCAGUCGGUGGCCGGGCUGGCGGCGCGGCUACAGCGGCAGUUCGUGGCGCGGGCCCGGGGCGGCGCGGGCCCUUGCGGCCGGGCCGUUUUUCUGGCCUUUGGGCUGGGGCUGGGGCUCAUCGAGGAGAAGCAGGCGGAGGGCCGGCGGGCAGCCUCGGCCUGUCAGGAGAUCCAGGCAAUUUUUACCCAGAGAAAUAAGCUGGUGCCUGACCCACUGGACACUAGGUGCUGGCAGGGCUUCCGGCUGGAGGAGUAUCUGAUAGGGCAGUCCAUCGGCAAGGGCUGCAGUGCCGCAGUGUACGAAGCCACCAUGCCUGCGUUGCCCCAGCACCUGGAGGUGGCAAAGAGGAUCGAGCUGCUCCCAGGGAGGGGCCCAGAUGUCAUCCCGCGAGGACAAGAGGAGGCGCGAGCGGCAGGGGCCCCUGCCUUCCCCUUAGCCAUCAAGAUGAUGUGGAACAUCUCGGCGGGCUCCUCCAGCGAAGCCAUCUUCAGCACAAUGAGCCGGGAGCUGGUCCCAGCUAGCCGAGUGGCCUUGGCCGGGGAGUAUGGCGCAGUCGCUUACAGAAAAUCCAAGGGUGGUCCCAAGCAACUGGCCCCUCACCCCAACAUCAUCCGGGUUCUGCGCGCCUUCACCUCGUCUGUGCCGCUGCUGCCCGGGGCCCUGGUCGACUACCCUGAUGUGCUGCCCCCACGUCUCCACCCAGAAGGCCUGGGCCACGGCCGGACACUGUUCCUCGUCAUGAAGAACUAUCCCUGCACCCUGCGCCAGUACCUUCGCGAGAACACCCCCAGCCCGCGCCUCGCCACCUUGAUGACCCUGCAGUUACUGGAGGGCGUGGAUCAUCUGGUUCAACAGGGCAUCGCACACAGAGACUUAAAAUCCGACAACAUUCUUGUGGAGCUGGACGCAGACGGCUGCCCCUGGCUGGUGAUCACGGACUUUGGCUGCUGCCUGGCUGAUGCGAGCAUCGGCCUGCAGUUGCCCUUCACCAGCUGGUACGUGGAUCGGGGCGGAAACGGCUGCCUGAUGGCUCCUGAGGUGUCCACGGCCCAUCCUGGCCCCAGGGCGGUGAUUGACUACAGCAAGGCUGAUGCCUGGGCAGUGGGAGCCAUCGCCUAUGAAAUCUUUGGGCUCGCCAAUCCCUUCUAUGGCCAGGGCAAGGCCCACCUUGAAAGCCGCAGCUACCAAGAGGCUCAAUUGCCUGCACUGCCUGAGUCGGUUCCUCUAGACGUGAGACAGCUGGUGAGGUCACUGCUCCAGCGAGAGGCCAGCAAGAGACCAUCUGCCCGAGUCGCUGCAAAUGUGCUUCAUCUCAGCCUCUGGGGUGAAGACAUUCUGGCCCUGAAGAAUCUGAAGUUAGACAAGAUGAUUGGCUGGCUGCUGCAGCAGUCAGCCGCCACUCUGCUGGCCAUCGGGCUCACAGAGAAGAGUAGUGUGGAAACAAAAAUGAAGAUGCUCUUUCUGGCCAACCUGGAGUGUGACGCACUCUGCCAGGCAGCCCUGCUCCUCUGCUCGUGGAGGGCAGCCCCAUGACGGCUCUGCCCGGAGCUGGCGAAUUACUAAAAGAGCUUAGCAGCACCUGUGUCGUGAUGGUCUGUGAAUGCCGAGGGGCCCCGGGGUGUGAGAGGGUGGGAGUCAGGAGACAGGACCGUGUGGAGAGGGCUGGUCCACCAGAGAAGGCCUCAGUUGUGGCAAAUGGAAGGACAGUGUGAGUCAGAGUUCACAGUCUGUGGCUACUAACUCUAGCUGUGCAAUUUGGGACAAAUCCUAUAACCUAUAUGGACUUAAGUUCUCUUACCUAUAAAAUGAAGAAAUUGGUCUAACCCAGGAUUGGCCAGCUUUCUUUAGAGGGCCAGAUAGUAGAUAAUUUUAAGUUGUCAUAACCACUCUAUUCUGUCAUUAUAGUGCAAAAGUGGCUGCAAAAAUGUAAAUGAAUAAGCAUGGCUAUGUUCCCAUAGAGCUUUAUUUAUAGACACCGAAAUUUUGUUUUCACGUGUCACUAACUAUUCUUUCAAUUUUUUUCAACCAUCUAAAUGUGUAGAAACCAUGUUUAGCUUGCAGGCCAUACAGAGACAGGUGGCAGGCCAGUUUGCCAACCCCUGGUCUAGAUGAAUUCAGAUGGCAUAACUCUAAAAAAAAAAAUGCUGACUGAUCACUGGGUCCCUUUGUGUCUCUCUUGCUGCUAAUGUGUUAACUGCUGACCAGAAAGCCCUGUCUUAAGUCCCUGUCCUGUCCUCAUAGGCCUCUGCGAAGUUAAUGGCUGGACCGUUAAAUGAGGCUGAGCUGCGGAGGGUUAGGCCUGCAUCCACACCGCAGAGGAUAUAGGGUAAGGCAGUAGCUGAGGGUGGCUGUGACCUUUGCCCCUAGCACCAGGAACAGCCUGUGCUGUGGCUCAUUUGAGAGGCAGAGUGGCAUCAGGCCACAUUUGCCAGGUGGGCUAAGGCAGACUUUUGCACGGGUCGGCAUUCUCAGUGUGGAAAGCAUGUAAGUGAGGCCUGGGAGGUGGGAGCCUCUGCACUCACCCGCUGUGUGUUCUGGACCAGCUCCGGGUGCUCGUGAGAAGGCAUUUCCCCAGAGCUGCUCCGGCUACUGAGUUAACCUUGCAUAGCUGAAAUGACUGAGGAAGUGGAAAUUAACACUGUGGUGUUUUAAACUUGUUGAUUUCCCUCCUGACUAGCAUUUCUUACAGGAAUUGUGACAUUAAAUGCAAAUGUACAACUGCAGAAUA